Penicillium samsonianum is the source of this 573-nucleotide messenger RNA. RefSeq lists its product as uncharacterized. The record is from RefSeq and is a predicted model, not a curated record. NCBI's taxonomy places the organism in Eukaryota, Fungi, Ascomycota, Eurotiomycetes, Eurotiales, Aspergillaceae. The transcript has a single exon. The coding region runs from base 1 to 573 and encodes 190 amino acids.
AUGAGCCGUCAAUCGGCUGCCUCCACUUUCGGUUCCGCCCACUCGGUCUCUUCCAUUUCCUCGCAGUUCCAACAGCUGGUCACCGAAGCCGCACCCCAGAGUACUUCCGGAUAUUCAGAUUUAGAUUCACAACAGGAAGAGAUAACCCUGGAUCAAACAUCAAUAUUGCACGCUUUGUCCACCUAUAUGCGACUAAUUGAAGCCUACCAGCUCACCUUUUCGCAAAAUACCCAGAAGUUUGGCUUUGCGUUGGCAGAAGGAUCGGCUAUCCCAUUACCAUCACUCCAGAUUGGGGCAUUUGCUAUAGACGAUCCAGCAGGUCACGUUGCCUUAGUGAUUCAGUCAGCGUUGCAACUGCUAGCUCGCCUAGGAGAUCUAGCGAAUAAACUCACGGUGCCUUUCCUUAAUGGAAAGAAUGGCGAUAAUGGCAUCAGCCAGUCUCCGAGUUCACCCGCCGGACACAAUAUAACCAGCAUGGUGAUGAAGACGGUCCGCGAACGCGAAAGCCAACUGAAGCAGGCAGCGGCACGGCUGGAGAGUUGCUGCCGCAAGGCACGACGGCCUCGUGGUUGA